This is a messenger RNA of Malaclemys terrapin pileata, 1456 nucleotides long. It is a transcript of the gene PVRIG, whose product is annotated as PVR related immunoglobulin domain containing. The coding region runs from base 60 to 923 and encodes 287 amino acids. Gene Ontology annotation, cellular component: plasma membrane. Gene Ontology annotation, biological process: negative regulation of T cell receptor signaling pathway. NCBI's taxonomy places the organism in Eukaryota, Metazoa, Chordata, Testudines, Emydidae. The record is from RefSeq and is a predicted model, not a curated record. Gene Ontology annotation, molecular function: signaling receptor activity. The transcript has 5 exons.
UUGCCAGCGAGGGGGGAAACGAAAGCUGCGAUUGCUGCUGUCUGUGCUCCCGCAGCGCCAUGGCCGGGCCCGGCAGCUUCCCGCUCGUCGCCCUGCUCCUCAGCCAGUGCCUGGACACCGGGACCAGCAAGGCAGGGCUGAAGCUCUGGGCCGAGGACCCCAUGGCCGUGGGGUCCCCCCUGCAGCUUCACUGCGCCUUCCGAGGCCGGGAGCACAUUACCCUGGUGAGCUGGUGGCACUGGGGCCAGAACUGGAGCCGUGAGGACCUGGCCGUGAUACACCCCAAGCACGGGGCCUACGUGCUCCCCGCUGUCCGGAACCGCUUGUGGGUCACCAAUGUGUCCGACGACGGGCAGGUGGGACUCACGGUGCCCAGCCUGGAUCUACAGCACAAUGACACCCGCUACUGCUGCAAGUUCUCCACCUUCCCCUCGGGCGUGUCGGAGCAGUGCCUGCAGGUCCUGCUCCCCGAGCCCGCCGCUGACCCCUCCCCGGCCCCCCACUCCUUGCGCCGCGCCUUCCUGCGCCCCGACGUGCUGGGGACCCUGGGCGCUGGGGGCUUCUUCCUGCUGGGGAGCGUCCUGCUGCUGGGCCACCUCCUGCGGGAGUGGACAAGGAGGCGCAGGAAGCUGAAGGUCUCUCAUCCCCACCCCAACCUGCCCAGCUCUCAGGAGACCCCCAUAGCUCUGUGGGUGCAGCAGGGGCUGCCGGGCCGGCGCAACUCUUUCUCCGCCCCCUACGUGCUCAUCAACUUGGACUAUUUCACCCCUCAGCCCAGCACCACGGCCCACGCGGGCCCCCUGCCCCCCCCGGUGCCACCCCGGUCAGGCCGGGACAGAGGGCAGGGCCCGGGGCAGAGCAAGGCCUUGCGCUGGGAGCAGGGGCGUGAGGAGCAGUGCCCAGGCCGCCGGCACAGGACCUGACACUGGCUUCCUUCCCCUCGGGACUCAGCGCCCCGCAAAGCUUGAGGGACCCGUCCCGUCCUCUGCAAAGACAGGACGCUGUCCACCCCUCGUGCCACGCGCGGGACCCCACGGCUGGAGCUGCCCACCCCAGAGCCGUUGUGACAGGAUGGGAAUUCUCUGGAACAUUUUCUAUGAAGACUGUGCGUGCCUCAGUUUCCCCCUCUACGCAGCAUGGUGGGAAAAGGCGGCUCACUCUCGGGACGGGCACGACGCAGGGGGGACCAGCGCCGGGCUGUCCUGGGUCUCUGCAGACAAUGGCAAAGCCAGUCACCGGGACAUUUGGUACCGAGCGACCAUGAACAGCCCCCACCCGCAGGCAGCCGGCCGUGUGGGUCCAGCCGGAGAGCCAAGAACCGAGCCCGGCCAGGCUCCAGGUGACCCGGAGGGACCGGGCUCAACCUGUCUGUUCUCCACAAAUAAACCACGCGGGGGGGAAACGGUCUCAGAGAGGCCCCCCCCCCCCCGCCCCCGUUCCUCUAGGUCCUACAGAU